Molecule: messenger RNA, 3019 nt
Organism: Xyrichtys novacula (pearly razorfish)
Lineage: Eukaryota; Metazoa; Chordata; Actinopteri; Labriformes; Labridae
Source: the annotation of a GenBank genome assembly
GUAGGAUCUAGCAGUAGUAUGUAGCAGUAGCAUGUAGUGUGCGAGCGGGCAAUUCGGACACAGCAUCUGUUUCGCUGCCUGUCAAAUCAUCCGCCAAACUCGCGAACCAUUUCUUAAAUCAGUCACGUGGUACAGCCGGGUAGCGAGGCUACGUGAUCAAUUUUUUGCUCCACCAACGCCCCCUUCAUUACUCGUCACACGCUUCGAAGCCUCGGCACACCACUAGAACAAUACUGUUUUUUUUCCGUCUGGUAAGAAACAAAUGAUGAAUACAUGCAAAACUCUGUAUGGAUGAGGUGGUAAGCUUAGUUUAAAAUAAGUAAAAUGGCUUUUUAACUGUUAUGGUCUGUUUAAGUCGGAAAAAAGAUCAUACAAUUCAAUUCAAUUAAACUUUAUUAAUAUGGCACUUUUCAUACAAAAGGAGAUGCAAUUCAAAGUGCCUCACAGAGGCUAAAAACAACAAUAAAGACAAAAACCCAACCUUUCCACACACCCAUGGACCCACAUGCACGCAGAGACAUCCACCCACCCUCACAAACACACACACACAACCGCACACAGUGUGAGAAUUUAAAAUAAAAUUUUAAAGAGACAUGGCCUGACACCGAGACAUUACAUAAGGGACGAGCUACCUUUAGGAAACAUUGCAGAUAUAAUCUCUUGCUUUGAUCAUUUCUAGACUUUGAUUUAGGCAUAAUGUCCCAGUGAUCAUGAUUAAACUUUAUUUACUGUGGUUCUAGGAGCUGCGGCCUGAAAUGAUGCUAACUGAUCUGAUAUUUUUGUGAUGAUGAGUCUUCAAACCUGAACAUACUGUAUGUUCACAAGUGUCUGCUUUGAUUUGGAUUCACAUCUGCAGAACAAAGACCUGAAUGUUGGUCUACUCUGAGUUGUCUUUAGUUCUGUGUAAAUCUGAAUGUUGUUCUGAGUGGUCUUCAGCUCUGGGAGGAGGAGGAGGAAGACAGUAAGGGGUGUGUGUCCCAGUCCUUUGCUUCUGGAUUUCUACCACUUUGAGGGACUUCGAGAGACAACAUUGCAAACAUCUGGUUUUCACUUUACCUGAGAGGGAUAAUAUAAUGUACAGCAGAUUCUGAUCCUGUUUUUAUGGUUCUGAUUGGGAGCAUAAGCGAGCCUGUUAUCAUUCCAAAAAUAGCUCCAGUCUGCUCCUAUGAAUAACAGCAGAGCUGGCAGUGGGAGGUUUGGUCAGAUUUCUCUGCUGCUUGAACAUGUAGUUCAGAAAUGAGUUUUUGUUUCCCACCCUUUUCUUAUGAAGGACUGAGCCGAAUGAUAAAACCGGUUUUGUUUUUUUUAGAGGAAUUGUUUAGGUUGGAACUGGCUUAUGAAAAAGUAUAACUAUUGUGAAUAUUGACCCUUUUUUCAAUUUCAAGUAAAAAGUGAACUGUGAGUAAUUCUGCCUCUGUCAUUGGCCUGAAAGUUGAUUCAUCAUAUUUAAUAAUAAUAUUUAAUAUUGUUAAUAUUUAUAUUUUUUUUAAACUUCAAGUAAGAAGUGAACUGUGAGUAAUUCUGCUUCUGUCAUUGGCCUGAAAGUUGAUUCAUCAUAGUUAAUAUUUUGGAAAAGGGGUCAAGAAAAAUGAGUCAGUCAUUUUUCACUGAUGAAAAAAACAGCAACACGAAUGUUAUGGUUUUUCGUUAUUUGCUGAUGUUUUAAAAAAACUUUGCUGAGAUGUUUAUAUUUUAAUCUGGGGCCAAUGAUCUGGUUUUUAGCAAUUACACACAGUCGUGAUGCUUCUGAGGUUGAUGUCAACACAAAACACUACAACGUCAAGCUCUGUCAACUGUACAUUAGCUGAUCCUAAUCCAGCUGACGGUUAUGUCUUAUUUGCAUCAAACAGGCAAAUUAAAAAGCAGGUACCCAGCCUGCCUUCUUCUCCUGCUUCCACCCCAGCCCUUCUCUUUAAUAAUGCUGUCUGAUUUUACCAGUCUCAUUUAAACUGACAAUCAUUGCUGCUCUGUUCUGGACCCUGGAGGGUCUUUGCUGCUGCUCUCCUCGGCCCAAACUCUGGUAUCCUACGUGUGUAAGAGGAAGAGCAGGGAUCUCUCACUGCAUACGAAUCAUGUUCUUUGACUGACAAAGUCCAGAGUGAACUACGGAUAAAGAAGCUGGGCUUUUAAUUUGUAAACACCUUUUGAAUUUGUAAAAUCAGACACUGCAGAAUUGUGAAAACUAAUGACUCUCAUCUCUGUCUAUUCACACUGUCACUGUCUCCUGCCUGUGUCUCUUCUUCUCAUUCAGCAGGUGAAUCCUUAAACAUGACCUCUCCAGAAAUCGCCUCUCUCUCCUGGGGACACAUGAAGGUGAAGGGAUGCUCCACCAACUACAAGGACUGUAAGGUUUGGCCCGGAGGCAGCAGGGCCUGGGACUGGAGAGAGACUGGGACUGAUGUGAGCGAAACUGGAACCCAAGCACCCAGAACAUUACGGAAAAACUACAACUCAAACAUUGAUGCAUGUGCUCACACAGUUUUAUAAUUUUUCCACUCAGCAUUACCCAGGGGUCCAACCUGCUGACCUGGAGGAGGUGCUGAAGAAGGGAGUGGACCUGCUGGUUAUUGGCAGAGGCAUGAGUGAAGCUCUGCAGGUAAGACAUCUCUAAAGCUGUGCUUUUAUUCAGACUUCACAGCUUUGAGAAAUCCCUGUGAGUCAAGUACAGUAGAAAAGUCCCCACCCCCACGUGCUUUUGUUUGUGCUCUCAUCUUUCUGUCAGGUCCCCUCGACCACUGUGGACUUUGUGAAGCAGAAAGGUGUUGAUGUCAGAGUCCUGCAGACGGAGAGGGCUGUCGCUGAGUACAACAAACUGGCUGGCCAGGGUGCAAAGGUGGGCGGGGUCUUCCACUCCACUUGCUGAUGAGGUUGCCCUCAGGUUGCUGCACCGGCUGCAUGAUUGGCAGAAGAUGGAGUAGGCUGCAUGACAGACUGAUCUCCACCCACUACACUAGAUCUGGCUCAGUUAGAGAAAACCAAUACAGAAGGUCAAUUCCUGAAUCUGAGACAUUGAAUGCUU